Gongylonema pulchrum is the source of this 484-nucleotide messenger RNA. Lineage: Eukaryota; Metazoa; Nematoda; Chromadorea; Rhabditida; Gongylonematidae. The record is from the annotation of a GenBank genome assembly.
GAAAAGAACAAGCGAAAUGUGUUGCUGAACGAUUGCAAAACAGUGGUGUCAAAUUCGACAGUCUUGUUAUGUCAACGAUGACGAGAGCCGUUGAAACGGCUAAAUUUAUUCUUGAAAAACUACCAGCAGUCACCUCAAAAAGUGAUACAUUGCUAGAGGAAGGUGCACCGUUUCCUCCUGAGCCACCCAGUAAAAAUUGGCGGCCAAAGCACAAAGGAUCGCGCAUUGAAGCGGCUUUUCGGAAGUAUAUUCACCGGGCAAGCAGUAAGCAGAAGGAGGAUAGCUGGGAAUUGAUUGUAUGCCAUGGAAAUGUGAUACGAUAUUUUGUAUGCAGAGCACUGCAGUUUCCGCCGGAAGGUUGGCUUCGAAUGUCGGUUGGACAUUGCUCGAUAACAUGGUUAAUUGUGUACCCGAAUGGAACUGUCUCAGUUCGGACACUUGGCGAUAUUGGUCAUUUACCUCGUGAAAAGGUUUCUUUCUAGUU